AUGAACGCGGUCAGUAUUGGGGAGUACCAUGGGCUACGGGUGGGUUCGGCGCUGCUUAGCAUAGUAGCAGGUUGCAUCAUCAUUGGCGUGUCAAAGGACUGUGAUGCAGAUGCUGUUGGGGGCAUCUUUCUGGGGGCAGGCGGACUUGGCCUUCUCAUUUCAGUCUACCCGUUUAUAAGAGCAUGGUUUAAUUUCCACCACAUACUACCCAAUAUAGGUAGCUUCAGAGUGCACCCAAUGACUACAAACUCAAAUCCAGCCCCAGAACAGCCCGUGGCUACACUCACACGAGAAGGGACUCAAAGCCAGCUGAACGUAGAGCGUUCGAAGAGCCGGAUGGGGACGUUUGUGGAGACCAUCCCAACAGCAGCUGAGGGCUCACAGGAUGAUGGGCCUUCUACAGAUAUUCCAGAUAUCCUGGGCAGGCGAAAGUUUAAAUCUUCUGAUCAAGAUCCCUAA
Triplophysa dalaica is the source of this 459-nucleotide messenger RNA. It is a transcript of the gene kncn, whose product is annotated as kinocilin. The record is from RefSeq and is a predicted model, not a curated record. Lineage: Eukaryota; Metazoa; Chordata; Actinopteri; Cypriniformes; Nemacheilidae. Bases 1 to 459 code for a protein of 152 amino acids. The transcript is spliced from 5 exons.